AUGUGGAGGGUCGAGUUGGAUCGUCUUCCCACUUGCAUGGCUCUAAAGAUUCGCAACUGCAACUUCGGCUCGUUGAUGUGCGGCUUGUGCAACAACGAAGAAGAGACCGUGGAACAUCUUUUCUGUUCGUGCACGAUGGCCAUGGACGUGUGGUAUCAUGUAGGGGUGUGGUGCAAGUCGCCAUCGGUGUUCCUGUUCGACAUUAAAGACAUCUUUGAGCUUCAUAAGAUGACUGGUUUUUGCAAGGAAAGGAGGUCGACCUUUAAAGGAAUUGUGUCCAUAACCUGGUGGAUUCUUUGGAAGACUAGGAAUGAUACUGUGUUCAACAAAGAAAAACCAAACAUUGAGAAGAUUGUACAGAACAUCAAAGAUCUUAGCUUCUUAUGGUAUAGAGUUAAGAAGAAAAAGGAUGUGAUUACAUGGGACAAAUGGUGUUGUUUUGACAUUGUAUAA
Molecule: messenger RNA, 453 nt
Organism: Erigeron canadensis
Lineage: Eukaryota; Viridiplantae; Streptophyta; Magnoliopsida; Asterales; Asteraceae
Exons: 1
Coding region: 1-453 (150 amino acids)
Source: RefSeq, a predicted model, not a curated record